AUGAAAUCCCACCGCCGUUUAAGUCUGCCGGAGAAUCCAGUAAACUUUAUAAAAAUCAUUCUCUCCGACGAUACUCACUCCAUAGGCAUCAGGAUGCCGAAGAAGUUUACAGAGAAACAUGGAAAGGAUCUGUUGGAAAGAGUGAUACUGAAGGUACCAAACGGUGAUGUUUGGCGAGUUGACUUACAGAAGUCAGGGGAUGAGAUUUGGCUAAAAAAUGGUUGGUGGGAAUUUGCAGAGCAUUACAGUUUAAAGUAUGGGCACUUAUUGAUGUUCAAAUAUGAAGGGUUUUCAAUAUUUGGUGUGGUUAUAUUCGAUACAAGUGCAACAGAGAUAGUUUAUCCCCCUAUGAAGAAAGAUUCACUCAGAAACUCUACAAAAGAUGUGGCAAGAAACAAUCCACAAGAAGUCAAACCUACUAAACUGAAGACUGUAAAGUCAGAAGAGGAGACAUGUUCAUCGAGUGAAGAUGAAAAAACUAGAAUCAAGAUUAAUGUUGGAAGUGGAUGUUUAAGGAAGAGGAGGGAGGAUGGAAGAAGGGCAGUUGAAAGAGCUAAAGCUAAUUUCAAAAGCCAUAAACAUUUCUUCAUUGCAUAUAUCCAACAAUCAUAUGUUACCGGAUCAAGAGGACUGCCUGUAGCAGUCGAUUUCAGGAAGAAGUGUUGGAGGGGACGCAAGAAGCAUAGAAAAUAUUUGCUUAAACUUGUGAAUGAUGAUGGAAGGCAAAAAACAUGGGAGGUUAUUGCAGGUGAUACUCGCUUACAUGGUGCUGGUUGGGUGGAAUUUGUCAAGGACAAUGGCAUAACAUUUGGGGACAUCUGUGUUUUUGAGCUAAUCCAUGAACACCAAAAUGUACUUGGUGUUACCAUCCUUAAAUGUUCUCCCUAA
This is a messenger RNA of Lactuca virosa, 888 nucleotides long. NCBI's taxonomy places the organism in Eukaryota, Viridiplantae, Streptophyta, Magnoliopsida, Asterales, Asteraceae. The record is from the annotation of a GenBank genome assembly.